Rosa chinensis is the source of this 1917-nucleotide messenger RNA. RefSeq lists its product as uncharacterized. Gene Ontology annotation, biological process: proteolysis. The coding region runs from base 113 to 1906 and encodes 597 amino acids. Gene Ontology annotation, molecular function: cysteine-type peptidase activity. Lineage: Eukaryota; Viridiplantae; Streptophyta; Magnoliopsida; Rosales; Rosaceae. The record is from RefSeq and is a predicted model, not a curated record. The transcript is spliced from 12 exons.
CAUAACGAAGGAUACUUGGCACCAGUUUGUUGCUGAUAGGCUUUCAGCUACCUUCCAGGAAAUACGUGAAGCCCAAAUUGCAAAGCGAAAGGAGAAUAAAUAUCCUCAUCGUAUGUCACGCAAAGGUUAUGCAAAUUUAAUGGAAGAACUGUCUGAAAGUGUCCCUUUACAAGAACUUGAUAGAGCUACAAUGUGGAUCAAGGCUCUGCAAGAUAGGAAUGGCAACUUCAAACAACCUGAGGUAGAGAAGAAAGCCGAAAAAAUUGAACAUUUAAGGAAAAGGGAGGCUGAAGGGGAAAUUGCCACAUCUGGGUCUGAUGAUGUGCUCACUCUUGCAUUGGGGAAUCCGGAGCAUAGAGGUAGGGUUAGAGGUGUUGGUGGCAAUGUCAAGCCCGAUUUAUAUUUCAACUUGCCAAAACGGCAAAAGAUGACUUUUGAACAGAGGACUAGGUUAUCGCUGAAGAAGAUACUAGAGGAGGAGAAUGAAGUUUUGAUUGCGAAGCUAGAAGCGAAGGUCUAUGGGAAAGAGCUGCCUGUUGAGUCCCCCAAACCUGUCACAGCAGUUAAUGAGCUUGGUUCAGGACAAGGGAGUUGUUCUCGCCAUGGGGAGAAGGCUGCACAUGAUAAUAUUGAAGCUGAGGUGAAGGGUGUGAAGAAGAAGUUGGUUUUAAGAGAUGAAGUGAGCAUCGAGGUUGAAGAGGAAAUUGUGCAGCCCAGUGAUGAGAGGGUACGGUUAGACCCGAUAUUAGAAGAGGAGGUUAGAGAAGAUGUCAUUGUACUAGAGGCACCAGUACAUGGUGAAGAGGAACAAUUAGGUGAGACCAAGUAUAAACUGGCCAUUGACACGGUGGAAAACAUUGUGGCUAUUGGAACUGUCAUCAGUGUCGACCUUGAGACCAAACAGCAAACAAUCCAUGGUGUUCCACUUGGAGAGGAGAAUUUGCGUGUCUCUAUCACAGAAACUGUUGUUCCUGAAGCUUUGCUGCCAUUUCCCAUAAAAGAUGAGAUAGUGAAGGUCAAGGAUGCCAUUGGGACUUGUGUCGCUUGGCCGAGGAACCUUGUUAUUGCCCCUGCACCUGGUGGGAAGAAAAAACCAAAGCGUAAAAUUCCUAAUAGGCCACAGAAAGAUAUGUUUGAUGAUAAGGAAGACUUGCAAAUCCUGCCAUCGAAUCUCCCUGCACCUUUAAAGGACUUAUGCAUUUGGGCAAACAUUGGAUUGCGGAAUGGGGCAACCAUCCACGCCACUUUUGGACCAGAACUUUUUGGUCAUCCACAUAAAGCCUUUGUCUUUAGAAAGGACAUCUAUGCUAUGACACACUUAUUGGAAAUUUCAGGCAGCUGCAUUGUUUUUUACAUGAGCUACCUUCAAGGUGUGUUGAAGAAGGCUAAGAUGAAUGACAUGGUCGCUUUUGUCGACCCUGCUCACACGGGUGCAAGUGGUUGUGGAAAUCCAACCGAACGAGCUCGCUUAGUAUCAAAUCGGUUCAUAAAUGGGAAGUCUGGGCAAAUUUAUUUGGUCUCAUAUAAUUCAGGUGGUCAUUGGACAUUGUCUGCUGUGAAUCCAGCUGAAGAAACCAUUCACUUCAUGGAUCCGUUAAAGAGGCGACUCAUCGCUGGUGAAUGGAAAACAAUUCUGGACAACUCCAUUAAAAUCUACAAUGCACACAAGAAUAAGAAAGGGAAGAAAACCAUUCAAUGGAAAAAUCUUGCUGGCAUUCCGGAGCAGAAAGAUAGUAAGACUUGUGGGUAUUGGAUCAUGCGCUACAUGAAGGAGAUAGUGGAAGAUAAGAAUUUGGAGUUUGCAGCUAAAUGGGAAAGAAGGACAAAUCUGGUUUACACAGAAAAGGACAUUGAUCAAGUUCGGGCAGAAUGGGCGAAGCAUGUUAUCAUGUUUCCAGAUAUGUAGUGUGCGUGCUA